AUUCAUAUGCAGAUGAAGUGUAUUACAAUUCUGUUGAUGGUCGCGGAUCACGAAGUAAGAAAACUAAGUGUAAGCUUUUGGCCAAAAUAACUCGUGUUUUUCAAAUGCUACCAUUCGUGAAACGAGCUCAGUUAGAUUGAAUCCACGAGAAGUCCUCUAUAACAGAUGUGGGUUGAGUGAGUUAGAAUUAUAAGCGCUAAAUCGCCAGCACUAUUCGCACUCACGUCUCAGGAAUACGAUCGCAGUCAGUAACCCUUGACUAAAACUUUGUGGACAUCAUGUCAAGACGAAGAAGACCUUUGUGUCUUGGUUUGCUAAUAUUGGCAGCCUCUAUUGCACUUAGUUCAGCUCAAUCAAGAAGAACUUGGCAAUGUGAGAAAGUAUCAAUUGAAUUAUGUCGAAACAUGGGCUACAAUGUUACACGGAUGCCUAAUCUGAUCGGACACGAGUCUCAAAGAGAAGCAGAAGCCCAACUCAAACAGUUUCUUCCUCUUAUUCAGUAUGGCUGUGCUAAACAACAUUUGACUUUUUUUCUUUGCUCGGCGUACGCUCCUCUUUGUACGGAAAAACUCGACGUGGUGAUAACGUCUUGUCGACCGCUUUGUGAGUAUGUACGAACUUCGUGCCUCCCUGUGUUAACUGAAUUUGGGAUUCCAUGGCCUCAUCCUCUCAACUGCUCGCGCUUCUUGCCGACAAACAACGAGAAACAUAUGUGUAUGCCAGGACCAAACUUUACAGAGCAGCCAACGUCUGUAGACCCUGGUCGAGUGCUGCCCAACGAUACUGCAAAUUCACCGGAUUUAAAGAAGAAAGGUUCGGAACAAUGUCGAAGGUUUAAAAACAGCGAGAAUUAUUAUUAUGUUCGUAGCACUGAAUCGUGUGCUGUGCGAUGUAAUGAAGAAGGGAUUUUUAAGAACUCGGAUAAAAAGACUAUUGAGUUAUGGAUGACAAUCUGGUCUAUAUUGUGCUUCCUUUCGACUUUAGUGACGCUUUCUACCUUUAUUAUCGAUACAACCAGGUUUAAGUACCCCGAACGAGCCAUCAUCUGGCUCGCUUUGUGCUACAACUUCUACUCCAUAUCAUUCAUCAUUCGUCUGGCUGCUGGAAGAAGCGCUGUAUCAUGCGAUGUCGAUCCGGCGACCAAUGUCAGAUUUCAUAUCCAAGAUGGGCUCAGAAACACAGGAUGUGCUGUAAUCUUCUUAAUUCAAUACUUUUUCAACAUGGCAGCUACGAUUUGGUGGGUCGUUCUGGCUCUUAUUUGGUUUCUCGCGGCGGGCAUGAAGUGGGGCUACGAAGCCAUUGGAUCAUAUGCCAACCUUUUUCACGUUAUCGCUUGGAUUCUUCCGUGUAUCAAGACCAUUUUUAUCCUCAUAACGAGGAAAGUCGACGGGGAUGAACUUACUGGUGUUUGUUAUGUAGGUAACCAAGACUUGAUAGCACUGGCCGCGUUUGUCCUUGGACCGCAGUUUACAUAUCUUAUUAUAGGGACUCUGUUUUUGAUCGCAGGCUUUGUUGCCCUAUUUCGGGUCCGUUCUACGGUACAAAGAACAAAUCAGGCCAAGACAGAUAAACUAGAGAGACUUAUCGUACGAAUAGGAAUAUUUUCAGUCCUUUCGACGAUCCCGGCCACAGCAGUAAUCGCUUGUUAUUUUUACGAAUAUGCAAACAAAGAAUACUGGUAUUAUGGGAAGAGAGACGAGGCUGUUGCUGAGCCUAAUUUCAGUAUUUUUGUUAUCAAACUCUUCAUGUCUUUGUUUGUUGGCAUUAUCUCAGGCAUGUGGGUAUGGACACCAAAGACUGUCAAAUCGUGGAAGAAAUUUUAUUACAAAAUGAGGGGGAAAAGGCCUCCGAGACGAGCUCCAAAACCCGCUAAUCCAAACGAGACAACGGUAUAAUACGUCUUAAAAGAGUAAGGUCAUUCUAAGAGCUUUAAUUCACUAAGCCGAGCUAAACUAAACAACGUAUCGUUUUAGAUCCUAAAAACACUACUUUGACUAGAGAUAUUGCGAAGUACUGGAGAACACAGAUUUACGAGACGAGAGUUUGACAUGUUUACGUUCAAGAAAGAAAAGAAUAGAGCGAGAGACGCGUCCACGAAGAAGUGUAUAGACACAAGACAGCUGCCAUCGGCUAAUUAUCGCUUGAUUUAGGAUUAACUACGAGAAAAAAAGCGACUGACUCCAAAUUGUUCGUAUUGAACCUACAGUAUGUUUAAGGUCGUUGAAAUUAGUGCUGAAAUCACAGCUUAGUUUACAAGUCCAAAACCGGACAUAAUUGUAGUUUAAAAUUCCUAUAAAUAAACAGUUAUAAAUUUUACGAAA
Molecule: messenger RNA, 2321 nt
Organism: Actinia tenebrosa (Australian red waratah sea anemone)
Lineage: Eukaryota; Metazoa; Cnidaria; Anthozoa; Actiniaria; Actiniidae
Product: frizzled-4
Biological process (GO): non-canonical Wnt signaling pathway; canonical Wnt signaling pathway
Cellular component (GO): plasma membrane
Molecular function (GO): Wnt-protein binding; Wnt receptor activity
Source: RefSeq, a predicted model, not a curated record